Xenia sp. Carnegie-2017 is the source of this 1483-nucleotide messenger RNA. RefSeq names its product yrdC domain-containing protein, mitochondrial-like. NCBI's taxonomy places the organism in Eukaryota, Metazoa, Cnidaria, Anthozoa, Malacalcyonacea, Xeniidae. Gene Ontology annotation, cellular component: cytoplasm. Gene Ontology annotation, molecular function: nucleotidyltransferase activity; double-stranded RNA binding; tRNA binding. The record is from RefSeq and is a predicted model, not a curated record. Bases 144 to 1049 code for a protein of 301 amino acids. Gene Ontology annotation, biological process: regulation of translational fidelity. The transcript has 7 exons.
UUAAAAGAACAAUUUUCGCUUUUGAUAACGGUAAACUUGUAAACUGCGUUCAUUCGUAAUACAUUGUAUUAUAGAUAACUCGACUUGUUUACUUUUUGCUGGCAGCAGAUUUUUUUGAGUGCGUUUAGACAAUACGAAGAACGAUGUUUAACCUCUCUUGGGAUCAAUCUUCCUGCCAGCAAAACGUAAACAAGGCAAGUCAUCAAUUGUCAACACAGCCACCCCACAAGUGUGGGAUACACACUUCCACAACCCUUUUGGCACAAACCACGAGUGACGAGUCCUUGGAACGCUCCUUGAUGAAUAAAAAAAAGGAAAUUAUGAGAGAAAAUGAAAAAGUAAAAGGUUCCAGUGGUAAGAGGCUGCCAAGCAUGUCAAAAGUUGUAUGCAUACCUGCUGAAUGUCAUGCCAACAGUUUGCUGUUCAAAGAAUGCAUCUUAUUGGCAUCAACUGCUUUGAAAGAGGGUGAAGUGAUUGCACUAGCAACAGACACUGUGUAUGGCAUUGCAGCCUUGGCCCAGUCGACAAGUGCUGUCCAAAAGCUUUACCAAAUAAAAGGACGAAAUUUUGAGAAGCCAAUAGCAAUCUCUGUUGGUCGUAUUAGCGAUGUGAACAAAUGGGGCAAGGCAACCUUGGAUGAUGAUGCGCUAUCACACUUACUGCCUGGGGCUGUAACUCUUGUUUUUGAAAGACAACCGGAAUUGAACAAAGAACUCAAUCCGUACACAACUCUCGUUGGAAUCCGAAUCCCUGAUAACGCAUUCAUCAGAGAACUCGCUUUGCAUUGUGAUGCACCAUUAGCAUUAACUAGCGCCAACAAAAGUUCCACGAAGAGUAGUUUAGAUGUAAAGGAAUUUGAAAAUCUUUGGGAACAUUUGGCGAUCGUAUUUGACGGUGGAAAAUUGGGAGAUACUGAAGAAUGCCGCAAGGGAUCGACAGUUGUAAAUUUAUCUACGCCGGGAAAAUAUAAAAUCAUUCGUGAUGGAAGUGCAUUAUCAGAAACGAUAGAAACACUACAAAAUUUUGGAUUAUCGGAAGAUAUUCUGUAAAUUUAGGAAAGAAUCGAUGGGAAAAGCAAAAAUGGCAAAAGUUACAGUUUUUACAUGAAUGAUUAACUUAGCUCCCAAUAAUGUCGGCAAUUUGAUUCUACAUUUUGAUUUUAUUUGUAUAAUAAUCAGAAAUGAUUAUACAAGUUAUGUUUGCAUUAUGCAUAUUUUAAAUAAUUUGAUAUAAUGAAUAGAAAACACACAUGGUACGUUGUGGGAUGAUUUGGUGCGUUGAUUGAAUUCCGAUUUUUGUCGGCGAAUAGCGAGUGCUUCUUUGAACAGUACACUUUAACCAGUGCUUAACUUUGAGAGCAUCCUCAAAACUAUUUGUCUUCUAUUAAUAAAAUCAAAUUACAUGAAGUACGAGUACCACAUUCAAUGAUACACAAGUAAUAUGAUUACUACUGAUGAUGACCAAAUAAAGUUGAAACGUAUAA